Entamoeba dispar SAW760 is the source of this 1146-nucleotide messenger RNA. RefSeq lists its product as uncharacterized. The transcript has a single exon. Bases 1 to 1146 code for a protein of 381 amino acids. The record is from RefSeq and is a predicted model, not a curated record. Lineage: Eukaryota; Evosea; Mastigamoebida; Endamoebidae.
AUGAAACAACUAGAUUCAUAUUCCAUGAUGAUUGUAGCAAAAUAUCUACGUAAUUCGAAUGAAUUAAUGAAUAUGACUCUUGUCAGUAGAAAGAAUAAAGAUUUAUUAGACAAGUUUAGAUUUAAUCCAAUUCCAUUAAACAACCAAAGUAAGAAACUCUUUCAUUGUAUAGAAACUCAAUAUUUAUAUUCUCCAGAAGAAGAAAUAGAUGAUAAAUAUUCAAAUAUUACAUAUUGUUAUCCUAUUAAUUUGACAGAAAUUAAUUUUAAAGAAAAUUCAAAAAAAUACUUAAGAAUAAUUGUUAAUCAGGUUAGUUUAUUAGAGUCUUUAAAUAGUGAAGAAAGGGUAAAUAAACUUCAUAUAACUGAUUUAAAAAUUAGACUUCCUACUUCAAUAACAAAUUUAAAUAUUCUUUCAAAUGUAACAAAAAUAGGAAGAAAAACAUUUAAUGAAAAUACACAACUUAAUCAAAUAAUAUUACCUAAUUGUAUUAGAGAAUUAGGAAAAGAGUUAUUUUAUGGAUGUAGUAAUUUAACACUGAUUGAUUUUGGAUAUGGUUGGAAUACUAUUAAAGAAGGAACAUUUAAAGGAUGUGUUUCAUUAAAAACAAUAAAAUUAUCACCAUUUAAUUCAAUAUGUGAAUUAACAAUGAUUCCACAUAAAGAGAUAAAAAUAAUUUGUAAUGGACCAACAAUAUAUGGGAAAAUUCCAUAUUCAAUUUCAAAACUACUUAAACUAAAUUCAGUCAAAUGCAAUCAAAUUUAUUAUGGAAAAGAAGAAUCAUUAAAUAAUAAUAACAAUACUAUUCCAAAAGAAGUAAAUAUAAUAGAAAAUGGAUGUUUUAAUUGUAAUUAUAAUUUAGAAUCAAUUCAAAUUCCAGAAGGAAUUACAAAAUUAGGAAAAUAUAGUUUUUAUAGAUGUACAUCAUUAACAUCAAUUCAAUUACCAUCAACAUUAAAAAUUAUAAAAAAGUCAUGUUUUGAAUUUUGUGAAAAUUUAAUUGAAAUAGAAAUACCAAAAAGUGUUAAAGAAAUACCAACAAAAUGUUUUAAAGGAUGCAGUAAAAUGAAAAGAAUAAAAUUAUCCAAAACUAUUUGUAUAGCACCUGAUGCAUUAAAACAUUGUGAAGCAAUAAUAAUAUAUUAA